AUGACACACACCAAGAAGAAGACGACGACGACGACGAAGAUGACCCUUCCAGUCUCGCAGUCAAUUCCUGUCCGCAAGCGCGCCAUAGACGAAGAUGAUGGAGCUCACGAUUCCGGUCGCUCGUCCCCUUCAAAGCGCGUCAGAUUCGAAAAAAGGCGACUCGCCCCGACAAACGCCUGCACUAAAGCCCGCGAGAACCCGCCGAUAGGACGUCCAAGUUUCUAUUCUCUUCGUCACCCGCUCCACGGAGGGAAGAGAAACCCUGAAGAAGACGACGACGAGGAUGCCGCAGCUUCGCAGAAGCAGAAGGAGAGACUACAUGAGAAGUUUGUCAAGAAGCUGGGUCGACCAGAUAGCUUUGCUGAACUGAGGAGGCGCAACAAGAUCAUAUCCGAGGACAACCCCAAUGCCAAUGGCGAAGAAGGCGACGGCGACGAAGAGGAUGAGGAUGAGCCUCCCCAGAAGCCUGCCAAGGGAAGAAGGGCGCUGCGACAAGAAGGCAAACAAGCUGACGCCGAUGGAGAUACAAUACUUGGACAUCAAGCGGAAAGCAUCUGGAUACCGUCAUCGUCAUGGAGGUUGGUUACAGUACAGUUCUUUGGCGAGGAUGCAAGAACGGCUUCGAAAGAGCUGGGCAUCGUCUGCAUACCAGAUACGACGAGCACCCUUCCGAGCCCACCUCGACCGAUUCGCGUCCGCCAACUUCCCCACGCAUCGACUGGCAAGUCCCACGUCAAGCGUCUCGUACAAGCAAACCACAAGGUCGGAGUCGUCAGGCAGCUAGAGACAGCCGCGCUUAAAGCGGCUGGCACAUAUGUGGACGAUGUUGAGGGCUUGGAGGCGCCUACCGAGGGCUCAGGCGCAAGCGUACAGUCGACCGGAUAUCUGCUUUGUAUCACCGAGAGCAAUGCAAAAGGCUGGGGUACUGACGAGAAAGUACAAGUCGGGUUGGUGGCUGUCCAGCCUGCGACUGGCGAUAUCAUUUACGAUGAUUUCGAAGAUGGAUUCAUGCGUAGCGAGAUCGAGACACGCUUGCUUCAUAUCGCGCCAGCAGAGUUCCUCGUAGUUGGCGACAUGUCCAAGGCUACAGACAAGCUGAUACAACAUCUAUCAGCCAGUAAGACCAACGUCUUCGGAGACAGAUCGCGGGUGGAGAGGGUUGAAAAGCCGAAAACAAUGGCUGCACAGGCCUACAGUCACAUCUCAAAUUUCUACGCGGGCAAGAUGAAGUCCAGCCAGGAAGCAGACUCGGAAAAGCAAGGCGCUGUUCUGGACAAGGUACAUCAGUUGUCGGAGCAUGUAACCAUCUGCCUCUCAGCGAUGAUCACAUAUCUCAGUGAGUACGGUCUGGAACACGUCUUUGAUCUCACAAAGUACUUUCAGCCUUUCAGUGCCAGGUCUUACAUGUUGCUGAACGGAAACACACUCUCUAGUUUGGAGAUCUACCAGAAUCAAACGGACUACACCUCGAAGGGCAGCUUGUUCUGGACCAUGAACAGAACAAAGACCCGCUUUGGGCAACGGUUGCUGAGAAAGUGGGUUGGCCGACCGCUGAUAGAUAAGGAGAGAUUAGAAGAGCGCAUAGCAGCGGUGGAAGAGCUCAAGGAGGGCGAGAACACCAUCCCUGUCGACAAGCUCAAGUUCGUGCUCGGAAAGAUCAGGACCGAUCUCGAAAAGGUGCUCAUCCGCAUAUACUACAAGAAGUGCACAAGGCCGGAAUUGUUGGCAGCUUUGCAAAGUCUGCAGGAGAUUUCGAGCCAAUACUUGUCGGCGAAGACACCCGAACAAAGUGGCUUCUCCUCGUCACUACUGAGCGAAGCCGUUUCGAAUGUUCCGAAGAUAUACGAUGAUUUGAACAGCUUUCUGGAGAGGAUCAAUGCCAAAGCCGCAAAAGACGACGACAAGUACUCGUUCUUCCGCGAAGAACAUGAGGCGGAAGACAUUAACGAUCUGAAAUUGAGCAUUGCCUCUGUGGAAGACGACCUCAAUACUCACCGAAAGGACGCAGCUGCCAAGCUGGGGAAGAGCAAAGUAGACUUCGUCACUGUAGCUGGCAUCGAGUACUUGAUUGAGGUCAAGAGGAAGGCACCCGAAGAGAAGAAAGUGCCAGCUUCGUGGCAGCAGAUCUCAGCUACGAAGACUACACUACGUUUCCAUACGCCAGAGGUUAAGCGCAUGCUACAAGAGCGAGAUCAGUACAAGGAGUCGCUAGCGGCAGCAUGCGACAAAGCCUACAUAGCUUUGUUAGAGGAGAUAUCAUCCAAGUACCAACAAUUGCGAGACUGUGUAGCUUCUCUAGCCACGCUCGACGCCCUCCUCUCCCUGGCUACCUUGGCAAGCCAGCCAGGUUACGUCAAGCCGACCUUCACAGACGACAUCGGGCUCAACAUCGCUGGUGGUCGGCAUCCCAUGGUCGAGCAAAUACUCCUCGAAAACUAUGUACCCAACGACCUCUCCCUCUCACACGAUUCCACCCGUGCUCUCCUCAUCACAGGCCCCAACAUGGGCGGGAAAUCCUCCUAUGUGCGGUCUGCAGCUCUAAUCGCCAUCAUGGGCCAAAUAGGCUCCUACGUCCCCGCGAACGAAGCACGACUUGGCAUGCUAGACGCGGUCUUCACUCGCAUGGGCGCAUUCGACAACAUGCUCAAAGGUGAAUCGACCUUUAUGGUUGAGCUCAACGAAACCUCGGACAUACUCAAAUCUGCAACGCCCCGUUCUCUCAUCAUUCUCGAUGAGCUGGGUCGCGGCACGUCAACCUUUGACGGUGUCGCCAUCGCAGAAGCAGUACUCGACUAUGUUAUCCGGGACCUGCAGUCGCUCACGCUCUUCAUCACGCACUACCAGCAUCUGGCCAAACUGUCGAGCCGCUUCUCCAACGGUGAGCUCAAGAACGUUCAUAUGCGCUUUGAAGAGCAGAAUGGCGGGAAAGAAGUCGUGUCUUGUACGAAGCUACCGAAGGUAUUAGUCACCGAUCUUACGGCCUGA
This is a messenger RNA of Alternaria rosae, 2985 nucleotides long. Its product is annotated as DNA mismatch repair protein MSH3. Gene Ontology annotation, cellular component: nucleus. NCBI's taxonomy places the organism in Eukaryota, Fungi, Ascomycota, Dothideomycetes, Pleosporales, Pleosporaceae. The record is from RefSeq and is a predicted model, not a curated record. Gene Ontology annotation, molecular function: ATP binding; mismatched DNA binding; ATP-dependent DNA damage sensor activity. The coding region runs from base 1 to 2985 and encodes 994 amino acids. Gene Ontology annotation, biological process: mismatch repair; mitotic recombination. The transcript has 3 exons.